UUUGCUUCACCGAUUAAUUAUUGAUUUUUGUGGAUCCAAUAAUGUCAACAAGCGCAGUUAGACAAAGGCCUACAAGUACAAGCAAGCAACCGUCGCAGAAGGAAGAAGCCACCACAGCAUCAGCAUCAGCUCCAUCGGCAUCGCGGUGGGCAGUGUCGCAAACUCUGACAAGCACAGCCAACUUGGCGAACCUACUGCCAACGGGAACCCUGCUGGCAUUCCAGCUGCUGACGCCACUCUUCACCAACAACGGCGUCUGCGACUCCGUCACUCGCCUCCUCACCCUACUCCUCCUCCUCCUGCUGGGCCUCUCCUGCUUCCUGGCCUGCUUCACUGACUCCGUUAAGGCCUCAGACGGAAAGGUGUACCACGGGCUCGCAACCCCUACGGGCCUGUGGGUGUUUGACUACCCUGAUGGGUCUGGAACGGGCCUGCCGAAGGACUUAAGGUCGUACAAGAUAAGGCCCAUUGACUGGGUGCAUUCAGUGUUGUCAGUGCUGGUUUUCUCCGCCGUGGCCUUGAGAGACAAAAACGUGGUGAGCUGCUUCUACCCUCGGCCCCAGCAUGAGACUCAGGAGGUUCUUGACAUUGUCCCCGUUGCCAUCGGCCUCCUCUGCAGCCUCCUCUUUGUGGUCUUCCCUACCACUCGCCAUGGCAUUGGCUACCCUCUUACCCCCUCAACCUCCUCCACCUCCUGAUGACUCCUCAUGUUCCCACCCCCAAUUGUAUUUCCUUUUUAAUUUCUUAUUAUUAUUAAUUAGUCGUUGAAUUAAACCAUUCAAGAGUUUAAUUUGUUUAUUA
This is a messenger RNA of Arachis duranensis, 801 nucleotides long. RefSeq names its product protein DMP3. NCBI's taxonomy places the organism in Eukaryota, Viridiplantae, Streptophyta, Magnoliopsida, Fabales, Fabaceae. The record is from RefSeq and is a predicted model, not a curated record. The coding region runs from base 42 to 698 and encodes 218 amino acids. The transcript has a single exon. Gene Ontology annotation, biological process: endomembrane system organization.